Phoenix dactylifera (date palm) is the source of this 844-nucleotide messenger RNA. Lineage: Eukaryota; Viridiplantae; Streptophyta; Magnoliopsida; Arecales; Arecaceae. The record is from RefSeq and is a predicted model, not a curated record.
CUCCUUGGAAGCUUUAAAUAGUCUUUAGUCUGGCUUUACCAGUUUUUUCUGAUUCUUGGCCUAAUAUUUGCAGCCAGUAUAGCUUCUAGUUCCUGGCUGAAAAGGAGCACACCUUCGGAUGUCUAUUAUAAAUACAUCCGUUCCCAACAAUGAGAUUCUUAUCAAGCUCGGUGCCCGAGGGAAUCUUUCGCUUGGAGUUGAGAAGUGGGAUGAGGUGUACCAUGGUAGGCUCAGGCAGAUUCUAAUUUCGCAUGGAGAUGCCAUCAACUCCAUCCAAGUGUCUUAUACUGACGGAUCAGGCAGAUUAGUUCUUGCACCCAGGCAUGGAGGAUAUGGAGAAAAAUUCGAUUGUGUUGAUCUAGAGUCCUGGGAGACUCUGACCAUGGUGGGGGGAUACUACGGGCCCCUGAGAGGAAACAAUGCAGGCAUUGUAAGAUCCCUCGCUUUUGGCACCAAUGGAGCCACGUAUGGACCGUUCGGCAUCGAGGAGGGGACACCAUUUCGUUUCAAUAUUCCUUCUGGUGUUAGGUUCUGGGGUUUCCAUGGGGGUUCCGAUAGCCGCUAUCUUCAUGCGAUUGGCAUAUAUAUCAAAUCCAUGGCAAGAUACUAUCUCGCGCCAAAGCCCGAACGAGUUUCUUUCUCACGCUCCACUCGUUCGGUGCCGUGGAUGUAGAGGAAGAGGAGAGAGACGUAGAGGGAGAGGAGCAGCAGACGUGAGGAGAGAAGACUAUGUUCUUUAUUUCAUACUUCAAACAGUGCUAUAGCCUAUAGCCCAUCUUUUAUAGUUGAAGGUGGCUAUGUACAGCUCAUAUAUAGCUCAUAUAUACAACUCAUAUACAGCAAU